GGCGGCGGCGAGGCGGCGGCCGAGAAGAUGGCGGACGGCGACAGCGGCAGCGAGCGCGGUGGCGGCGGCGGCGGGCCCGGCAGCUUCCAGCCCGCGCCCCGCGGCGGCGGAGGGCCUGGCGGCGAGCAGGAGACGCAGGAGCUGGCCUCGAAGCGGCUGGACAUCCAGAACAAGCGCUUCUACCUGGACGUGAAGCAGAACGCCAAGGGCCGCUUCCUCAAGAUCGCCGAGGUGGGCGCGGGCGGCUCCAAGAGCCGCCUCACGCUCUCGAUGGCGGUGGCCGCCGAGUUCCGCGACUCGCUGGGCGACUUCAUCGAGCACUACGCGCAGCUGGGUCCCAGCAGCCCGGAGCAGCUGGCGGCGGGCGCCGAGGAGGGCGGCGGGCCGCGCCGCGCGCUUAAGAGCGAGUUCCUGGUGCGCGAGAACCGCAAGUACUACCUGGACCUCAAGGAGAACCAGCGCGGCCGCUUCCUGCGCAUCCGUCAGACGGUAAACCGCGGCGGUGGAGGCUUCGGCGGGGGACCCGGGCCCGGCGGCCUGCAGAGCGGCCAGACCAUCGCGCUGCCCGCGCAGGGCCUCAUCGAGUUCCGCGACGCGCUCGCCAAGCUCAUCGACGACUACGGGGGCGAGGAUGACGAGCUGGCCGGUGGCCCGGGAGGCGGCGCCGGCGGCCCUGGGGGCGGCCUGUACGGAGAGCUCCCGGAGGGCACCUCCAUCACGGUGGACUCCAAGCGCUUCUUCUUCGACGUCGGCUGCAACAAGUACGGGGUGUUCCUGCGAGUGAGCGAGGUGAAGCCAUCCUACCGCAAUGCCAUCACCGUGCCCUUCAAGGCCUGGGGCAAGUUUGGAGGCGCCUUCUGUCGGUAUGCAGAUGAAAUGAAAGAAAUCCAGGAGCGACAGAGGGAUAAGCUUUACGAGCGACGCGGUGGGGGCAGCGGCGGUGGCGACGAGUCCGAGGGUGAGGAAGUGGAUGAGGAUUGAAGCGGCAGCUUCCCGUACUGGCCUCCCCCACCCCACCACCAUCCCCUUGGCUAGAGAGUUCCCUUUCCUACUCGUCCCCAGUGAGCUAGUGGAGAGGGAUCAGGGGAGGCCGCAGACGAAGAAAACAAAAAAUAAAAUAAUAUAGUUAAGAGAAAUAACCAUAAGAAAACAGUCACAGACAAUUAGAGAAAAGCAGUUAAGUUCCAAGGAACUGCCAGCAACCUGCAAAGAGGACAGCAGCAUCUCCUCACCUGCGCAAGAGUCUCAGCUUCUGUUGUUUAAAACCGAGGUUCGUAAAUUCAUCAGGAAAACAUUGGAGGGGAUAGAUCUUCGAACGUCUGGGACCAAAACCACAUCUGGGUUACCCAGACUCAUCCAUUGGUGAUAGUUGAAUUUGUGUUGUAGCUGGGUAAUCUGGUCUUAGGAGCCCUCCAGGCCUCACUACUGCAGCAUCUAUCCCUUCACCUCCAUCGGCAUUUUGGAUCUAGGUCUUAAUGGAAUCUUUGAGAAGAAAGAGGCCUUUGCAGUUACCCGGUUCUGAGGGUACAAGUUUAUGAAAAGGAAUGCAACUUUACACAAUCAUGGACAGGGCAAGAGAAGAAUGCAAGAAGCCAUUGGAGAAUUCAAAGGUUGGAUCCAUUUUAAAAAAUGGUUUUGCAUGGAACCUGGACCAAGGCCCCUGUCUUUUCUUUGCAGAAUUGUUUUCCGGGAUGCAAAUGAAUUCAGAUAUCAAAGCUUGAACUAGAAUCCAUUUCUAAAAUAGUUUAAAAGUUGGCAAAAAAAAAUUUUUUUCCAAAACAAAAGCAAUUUUUACAAUGGGGAUUGCUGAGGUAGGCACAAGAAGUCAGGCAUAAAGCACAAGGUGGACUGUUUGAGUGGAUUGGUUGCUGCUCACUAAAGUUCUUCCCUUGAUCUCUUAAGUAUGGAGGUCAUUACCAAGAAAUGGCUUAGCGUGAGUGAGAGCUGGAUCCCAAUGGCUCCACGGUAAGAGCUAGUGAAUUAUGGCUAAUUCGGCUGUUACAGCCACUGGCUGGCUGCAUUUUAAACCUUAAAACUUGACUAUCUGCAAAAAGGAACUGUGGCCACAACUGAGCUUUAAUGAGAUACACAUCCUCGCAGAGAAGUUGGAAAUAACCAGAACUGAAGUCUCAGUUCACCUUCAGUUUCAUCUCUGGAUUUACUGAAUACUGACGAUCGAUCCUCAGGUCCAGAAUUCCAGCAUCAUUUAUUCUUUUAAAAUAAAUUUUUAAGAACUUGAUCCAUCAUAUUCAGUACCUCACAAUCAAAGUUGGCAAAUGGUGGAUGAAUGAUUCAAGCAUUGCACCCGGUGGAAGCUGAAUCCAUCUGUGAAUGGAACUGAAGUGAACACGAAUGCUGACUCUAUCCUGGAAGCAUUUUUAUACCAUCUUGAAAUUUCAACAAACUGGCAUUUGCCAGUUUAUCCAGCUGUCUUUCAAGAAUAAAAGUUGGGGUUUUCAAGGAUCGCCUCUUCUAUAUUUUAAA
Molecule: messenger RNA, 2484 nt
Organism: Rattus norvegicus (Norway rat)
Lineage: Eukaryota; Metazoa; Chordata; Mammalia; Rodentia; Muridae
Gene: Purb
Product: purine rich element binding protein B
Exons: 1
Coding region: 28-981 (317 amino acids)
Biological process (GO): negative regulation of translation
Cellular component (GO): nucleus
Molecular function (GO): purine-rich negative regulatory element binding; DNA-binding transcription repressor activity, RNA polymerase II-specific; RNA polymerase II transcription regulatory region sequence-specific DNA binding
Source: RefSeq, marked validated